AUGAAUGAAGAUUGGACAACCAAGAAAGUAGACAAAUAUGUUGUUGUCAAUAAAUAAUUGGGGUAGGGGGCUUAUGGUACAGUGUUUCGAGGAUUUUUGUAGGAGGAUGAAACCAAACAAGUGGCUGUGAAAACGAUAAAGAUUUCUACUAUUUCAGACACGCCGAAGAUGAUCGAGCUAAUAAAGAGAGAAAUAGCUAUCCUGUAGAAAAUUAAUCAUCCAAACAUCGUGAGAUUAUUUGAUGUAGCAAGAACAAACAAUUACCUCUACAUGUUCCUUGAAUAUUGCGCUGAUGGUGAUCUCAAAGACUAUAUGGCUAAAAAGGAUGAAAAGCGACUCAGCGAAUUAGAAGCAGUCAUAUUUAUUAAACACAUUGUCGAAGGAUUUAAAAGGUUGUACAAACAAAAAAUCAUACAUCGCGACAUUAAACCUGCCAAUAUACUUCUUCAUUAAGGUGUUGCCAAAAUCACAGACUUCGGUUUUGCUAGAGUUAUGGACACUGAAAUGAAUGAUCCUGCCUACUUAUCAAGACUUGGGUCACCUCUCUAUAUGGCACCAUAAAUCUUGGAGGGUUAGCCAUUUUCAGCGAAGUGUGAUGUCUGGUCUGUUGGAGUCAUGUUUUAUGAACUUCUGUAUGGUCGUCCACCUUGGGCAGCAGAAACAGCAUUUUAACUCUUAGAGAAUAUCAAAAAAUAACCUCUAAAAUUCUUGCCAAAACCAGUAAGAUCACAGAAAGUCAAGGAACUCAUCACUCUGAUGUUGAGAGUUUAAGAGAAGGACAGAAUUUCAUGGGAAGGAGUGUUCGAGGAUCCAACUAUAAAGAUAGAUGAAGAAAUUAUGAAGGAAAACAUGAGGAAUAUUUUAAGAGAAAAAGAUGAGGUAUCUAAAUCAAUCAGUUUGAAUAAAUUAUAUAUUGAUUAAAAUCUAGUUGUUGGAUAUUUGGCAAAGAAUCCAAUAAAUACAUUAGAAAACUCUAAUCAAUCAACUUUAGAUGCUUCAUCCGAAGCGAGAUCACAAUCUGCUAAAUUUUCAAGCUAAUUUGACUCUGAAUCAAAUGGUGAAAUAAUCAUGAGCAAUUAUAGAAAUGAAAAAAAACGAAGAGAUGCUAUGUUAAAAUACAAUAACUACUUUUUGUUUGAGAGAAACAUCGCAUUCUUCUUCAACUUUGUUAUCUAGAAAGUGAUAAAGCUAUAGACCAUCCAAAUGCUCUAAUUAGCCAAUGACAAUUACUUUAGAUUAAUAUAUCUUAUAGCUAAAAAUCAGAUGGUCCAUUUGGAAAGAGUCAACUAGCAAUUAUCGAGAAAGGAACAUGAUAAAUUUGAUAAGGAAACUUGGGGAAGAUUCUUGGUCUCUUAAGAAUAUUAAAAACUCACCCAACUCAUUUAAAUGGAUAUGAAACACUCAUCUGAAUUCUUUGCUGAAAUCUCAAAGAAAUGCAAUCAAGUUUAAUAGGAAGAAUUGCAAAAUGGAAAAGCUUCAAGUUAGACCACCAAUUUGAUCAAGAAUUUCUUAUCAAUUCAUAACAAUAACUUUGAAGCCAAUGAUACCUUUCACAUGUUAUAUCGAGAUGUAAUUUUAGAGAACUUAAAAAUUAUUAAAAAUUUGAAUAGCAAAGAAACUGAGGCUAAUUUACUCAUCAUUUAUUUGACCAUAUGUUAGAAUCCCUACGAAGAAUUUAAAGAUAUCAAUUAUGAUUUCAAUACUUUCUAUGAGGAAACAGAAAAUUUAAGUCUAUCCGAAGUCCAAGAAAAGUUUCUAAAAAAAGGAAUAAAAUGA
Messenger RNA from Paramecium tetraurelia, 1776 nucleotides. RefSeq lists its product as uncharacterized. Gene Ontology annotation, biological process: autophagy; autophagosome organization; protein autophosphorylation. NCBI's taxonomy places the organism in Eukaryota, Ciliophora, Oligohymenophorea, Peniculida, Parameciidae. Gene Ontology annotation, cellular component: cytoplasm; autophagosome. The record is from RefSeq and is a predicted model, not a curated record. Gene Ontology annotation, molecular function: protein serine/threonine kinase activity; ATP binding. The transcript is spliced from 8 exons.